Molecule: messenger RNA, 1239 nt
Organism: Tuber melanosporum (Perigord truffle)
Lineage: Eukaryota; Fungi; Ascomycota; Pezizomycetes; Pezizales; Tuberaceae
Exons: 4
Coding region: 186-806 (206 amino acids)
Cellular component (GO): cytosol
Molecular function (GO): RNA binding
Source: RefSeq, a predicted model, not a curated record
CAUACCGGUAUCAUACGUACCUAUCAUAUCAUAUCGUGCCUGCUAUAGUAGCUGCCUACUUACCUACCGGUACCUACCUGCCUCCGUAUAGCUCUUCGUCUUCUCCCACGGUAUUUUCGUGCAAGCUCGACAACAGCAACGACCGAGCGACGGCCAUAACAGCAACUUCUCCAAGCAUAAAUAUUAUGGCACCGCGCGGUAGAGGUGGAAAGUUCGGCAAGCCUACUCGUGGUGGCGGCAAGCACUUCUCGAGAAAUCUAGCACCCCUAGAUAACGACGAUGGCGAGAGUAUUCCAGAGGGAAUGUGGGGCGAACCUCGCGACCCGAAACCCGAAAUCCCCUCCUCCGAGGACGAAGAUGAGGAGGAAGAGGAAGGAGAGGAAGGAGAAGGAGAAGACGCGGACAAGCCCGAACUAACCCGUGAAGAACGCCGCGCGGCAAAACAAGCCCGUAAAGAAGCCGCUCGCGCCAAAUCCACCGGUACCGUCGGUCAAUCCUCCCUCCCUUCUUCUGGGGAUGAAGACGAAGAGAUCACCACCCCCGCCGUUGAAAAGGCUAGGAGGAGUGUUAUCGCAACGGCGAAUCCCAACGCUCCCGGUAGCUCCGAUGGAGAGGCUGCCGCUGCUAAGGAGAAGUUUUGGAAAUUGCAGGAGGCUGGCAAGACUGAUCAGGCGAGGGCCGACCUUGCCAGGUUGGCGGUUAUUAGGAAGGAGAGGGAGGAGAAGGCGAGGCAGCGGAAGGCAGAGUUGGAGGAGAGGAAGGCUGCUGCUGAGGCGAAGGCUGCGGCCAGUGGGAGGAAGAAGUAGUAGUACUUUUGGGGGUGGAAGAUAGGGAUGAGGGGUCAUUCGGCUUGUGCUUUCCAAACUUUCUUUUUCUUUUCGUUACUUUUUAUUUAUUACACUCUUCUGGUACUGCAUCUGCCGUGUAAGUGUGUGGGGUCGGUAUACUCCCAGUGUGUUCCAUCAUAGAUAUCUUGGGGGAGUGCGAUACCGGUACUCGAUCAAAUAACUCUCAUCAUGGAGUAGCGGUAUCACACCUUACCAAAGCCACCGUCUUCGCGGGUCGUACUUUGAAACACACAGAUGGGCCACCACCACUAAUCCCGCCAACAACUUUCCUGGUGCGGCCAAUACAAUACGUCUCCGCCCUUACAUAAUUAUAGACCCCCCCCUGCCGCCAGUGGAUACCGCUGCGGACCGACUUGUUACUAUAAUAUUAUUACGGUAUCCUAACCUCGCU